Alosa sapidissima (American shad) is the source of this 2432-nucleotide messenger RNA. RefSeq names its product RD3 like (gene rd3l). The transcript is spliced from 4 exons. The record is from RefSeq and is a predicted model, not a curated record. NCBI's taxonomy places the organism in Eukaryota, Metazoa, Chordata, Actinopteri, Clupeiformes, Clupeidae. Bases 619 to 1566 code for a protein of 315 amino acids.
CCCCUUCUCACUCUCUCUCUCCUUUUGCUCUUUCUGUCAUAUCUAAAGCAUUCUAGCUGCCAUUCUGUUCCUCUCUGUCUUUUGCUCUUUGCUGGGUCUGUUGGGUCUACCAGUCUCUCUCUCUCUCUCUGUUCUGCUUUUUUUGCUCUGAAUCUCUUUCCCUUCGCUCUCUCUCACUUUGUGCUGUGUGUUUCGCCCGUGCCAUUCAGACUCUCUCGUUUUCUCCACGUUUUCUCUCUCUCUCUCUCACACACACACACACACACACACACACACACACACACACACACACACACACACACACACACACACACACACACAGUUUUCCCCAGUUUUCUCUGUCCUUUGCAUCUCUUUCAUUCUGCAUCUCUCUCUCUCUCUCUAUCUCUUCAUUGCUCUAUCUUUCCCGGUUAUGUCAUCUCAAUUCCUGUCAUUCUCUGAAUACUAAAUCUUUCAUUUCACUCCAAUUGAAGCUCCUCUGUUCCAUUCUGGAUCUUUCCGCUUCUCCUCCUCCAAACUUGUGGCUUUCUCCCUCUGUGCAUGCAGUCCACGCACUGAGCUCUCAGGCUGGGGGGACGCACGCGGCUAAUGUCGUCUGACGCUCUCGCCGAGUGAGAUAUGGAGGCACAUCAACGCCGUGGACAUCAGCCCUCGAGGAGCUCAAGCUCCCCCCGAGCACAUAGGGUAUCUCACAUCCUCUCCAGAAAUGAGGACCAGAGAGGAGCUUCACAGACUGCACAUUCAGACGCACUGUAUAAAUCAACAGAUUUGGGGAAUAAAGUUUUAAGCUCACCCAUGCAUCUGUUCGGCUGGAUGAGGUGGCCUCGUCUGGAUGCUGAGAGGGCCAGUGGCUCCCACUCCAAUUCCGCAGCUGCUACCGCGGCAACGGGAUGCCUCCCGAACGGCGUGCUCCUUCGCGAGCUUCUCUGGCACUUGGAGCAGCGGGAGUGCCUGCUCCGCGAGGAGGCCUGGCAUCUGUUUCUGUCGCGCCGGGGCGCCCAGGGGUGCCGCCGCCCACCGCCAGCGCCAGCUCAAGGCUUGCCGCGUCCACUCAUGCCCAGUGCUGAAAGGCGGCAGUUGGAGCGCCUGUGUGCCCGCGUGCCACCCUCACACACUGCAGCAGUUCUGUCCAGGUUCCGUGAAGUUUUGGCCACCAACGAGUUCCUGCCGUGGGAGCUGGUGUGCGUCUUCAAGCAGGUACUGCGGGACUUCCUGGUCCGAGAGGAAGAAGGAGCCCUGAGAGGUCUCCCUCCGCCACGGACACGAUCACGACCACCUCCGGCCGUACUCACACCCACAUCACCAGCACGGCCAGUGCCCACUCCGUCAGCACACUCUACGGACUAUCGGCUUAGCGGCUGCCCACCGAGAGACACGUCCAGCCCACUUCCCCCUGCGACCGACAGUGUGGACGGACACCGUCGGGAGGAGAUCCCAACCAUCUCCAGCUACGUGGACCGCCACCUGAGCGCUGUCUGCCCCUACGCUGUCCACCGUGACUGGAGCCUGCCUUACUGCUACUCGGUUCCUUAUGACUGUCCAGAGGCCUACGGCACCACCCUGUAGGGUAUCCCCUGUCAAGAAGAGAAUAAACAGACUGUAGCCAGGAAGUUAAGACAGAGUUCUACCCUUAGGCGGGGAUCACAUUAGCCAGUGGCAAGUGGCAGGUUUCCUAUUCUCUAUGGUUCAGCAGCGGAACGGUGGCAACGCUGGUGUAACGCGUUGAACAAGCUGAGCGUUGAGCUUGGUUCAACUUUCAAAGCGCAACGCGAGCGUAUUCAAGUUAAGACAAACCACUUGUGUUACCAUAGGAACGAGAUAUAACUUUUUAUGGUGUGAGCGUUGCGUUGCGUUACGCUUGCCGCUGGCUAAUGUGAUCCCUGCCUUAUAGUCCAUGUCAACUGCUGGAUUUCUCCCUCAGCACAACUGUCACACAAACACAUAUAAGUUUAACUUAUAUCCUAAACCCGACUGUUGUAUGGCUUUUACUUCCUACUAAAGGACCAGGAUGAACCUGAAAUGUUUUUUUUUUAUUUUUUUAGAUGGAACUCCUGUGACAUUGAGUCUCCUCCACCUCUUCCAGAUAGCAUAAAAUGGCACAUUUUUGUGUUAAAAAGUCCCAUAUCUUGUUCUGCCUUCUGUUCCUGCCUGAUCCAUCCCACCAGUGUGUACACCCUCCUCUCAAACGUUGUAGCAUUGUUACCCCGAAGCUCAGGGUUCUGACUCGAUACUUAUCCAAUGAUGUCUUGUCUUGAUGAAAGUAGUGGUACAACAUUUUAUAGCACUAGAGAUGGAAACAUUACUUUAUGUCAUUUUAGAUUUCUAUCAUUUGUUACAGCAGAACUAAGUUGAUCUGAUUUUGAAUCUAUCAGUAUUGCAAAACAAUAUAAGAUGUUGUUGCACACAAGAUGAAAUAAAUUUAGUGCAAAUCA